AUGGACGCCAGUGCCGCAGACCAGCUGCUGGACCAGUACCUGAAGGCGAACCGCCUGGCCGCGGCUGCGGCCGCCGCCGCCUCAGCCAACUCCUCUUCAGUGCAGAUGGACGCCUCCACCGGUGGGCACCUGAUUCGAACGGGCAGUCCGAACAUCAUCUGCACGCAGUUGCCCUCCCACUGGCGUUCUAACAAGACACUGCCCAGCACUUUUAAGGUCAUAGUGCUUGGCGGGGCGGAGGUGAAGGAUGGCACGGUGGUGGAGAUCAAGGCGGGAAAUGAGGAGAACUGUUGUGGCGAGAUUCGAAAUGGAAAGGCGCUCACGAAGAAUGGCAUCGCCAAGUUUCAUGAUUUGCGCUUUGUGGGGCGAUCGGGUAGAGGCAAGAGCUUCUCACUGACGAUAAUCGUUCGCAGCAGUCCACCACUAAUUGGUACCUACAACCGAGCGAUCAAAGUAACGGUCGAUGGGCCACGUGAGCCUCGCAAUAAGGCCCUCUCGGGCAGUCCUCCUG
Molecule: messenger RNA, 511 nt
Organism: Rhagoletis zephyria (snowberry fruit fly)
Lineage: Eukaryota; Metazoa; Arthropoda; Insecta; Diptera; Tephritidae
Source: RefSeq, a predicted model, not a curated record